Messenger RNA from Conger conger (European conger), 2150 nucleotides. It is a transcript of the gene msrb1b, whose product is annotated as methionine sulfoxide reductase B1b. The record is from RefSeq and is a predicted model, not a curated record. Gene Ontology annotation, molecular function: peptide-methionine (R)-S-oxide reductase activity. The coding region runs from base 1866 to 2150 and encodes 94 amino acids. The transcript has 3 exons. NCBI's taxonomy places the organism in Eukaryota, Metazoa, Chordata, Actinopteri, Anguilliformes, Congridae.
AGAAUAUCCAUUCAAACUUAAUUUAGUAUUGGAUUAGGCUUAACCUGUGUCUGUGAAACCUGUAAGUAUUACAUUUAAAACUGAACAGGGUUGUUGCACUAGCUAGUAUUUUACAAUACCUUUUAGUUGUAACUACAUUGCUAAACAUUUCAGUUUCAAACCUUGUAUCUCCAUGUCUUAAGAAUUCCAAUUUACAGUGCAGUCCAUAAGUACUUGGACAGUGACACAUUUAUUUAUUUUUUCUUUGGGUAAUGUCGUUGUGGUCAGGGUAUGGCAAAAAGGGGCGGCCUGUAACGUAGUGGUUAAGGUAAAUGACUGGGACACGCAAGGUCGGUGGUUCUAAUCCCGGUGUAGCCACAAUAAGAUCUGCACAGCCAUUGGGCCCUUGAGCAAGGCCCUUAACCCUGCAUUGCUCCAGGGGAGGAUUGUCCCCUGCUUAGUCUAAUCAACUGCACAUUGUUCUGGAUAAGAGCGUCUGCCAAUUGCCAAUAAUGUAAUGUAAUGUAAUGUAAUGCAAAUCAUGGAAAUACAGGAAUAUGCAGCGUUUGUAGUAAAGACCAGGCCACGGGUCAUGAGCCAAGCAAACAGGGUGAUGGGGAAUCAGGCAGGCAGAUGUAGAAGGACAGGUGGAGGUCGAAGCCAGGUAGUGAGAACAUGGUGCUGGAGAAGCGUGAAGAAAGGUGCUGGAGGAUGGUCCAGAGCAGGUCCAGGGUGAGCAAGGAUCCGAUUCAGGGUAGGGUAGCAAACAAACAUGGACACAGGCAGGCUUAAAAUCCACACUUAUCUCACCUUUGACACAUCAACACCUACAUCCUGGAGAGUGUUCUUGGUCUGUUGAACAGUUACAACUGGAUUUUUCUUCACCUUUCAAAGGGUCCUUAUGUCAUCCACUACACUGGCCUCUCCAUCGUCUACCAGGCUGUUUGCCAUUGCUUAGCUCACCAGUGCGUUCUUGCUUAUCAACAAUGUACCAAAAAGUAGAUUUUGACACACCUAUUUUUUUGGGCUAUGUCUCUGAUUAAUCUAUUGUAAUUUUUUACUAAUAUUAAUAUUAGUCCUCUAUUGCAUAAUGGAAAUAAUGUAAUAUAUACACUGAGCAUUUUAUUAGGUAGACCUGUACACCAGCUUGUUAAUGCAAAUAUUUAAUCAGCCAAUAAUGUGGCAGCAACUAAAUGCAUAAAAGCCUGCAGACAUGGUCAAGAGGUUCAGCUGUUUUUUAGACCAAAUGUUAGAAUGGGGAAGAAAUGUGAUCUAAGUGAGUUUGACCACCAUGGUGGUUUGAGUAUCUCAGAAGGCUUAAAGCAGCAUGCAGUGUGAUGCAAAAUCCGAAGGACCAAAUUGGAAUGGAAUAGGUCUUCUUUUGCUGGGCUCAGAAAAAAAAAUAGAUUCGCCCCUGGAGUGUAAUUAGUUCAGUGUGAAGAAAUGUUACAGUUGAAAAGUAAUAUAAAUACUAUCAUUUGGCCAUGGUAAAAUCUUUGACUUUGUGAAAUUUGCUUUUUGGCACCAGAGGCAUACAAACGUGCAAUACCUCGAGUAAGUUUGCGAGAUUCUCAGAGAAUGGAAAUCCCUGCCCCUGGCUAACGUAAUCUUACAUUUUAUUUUAUUCGAACAGGCAGCGUAAUAAAAGACUAAGAAAAAUAAAUACAUAGUUAUCCUUUCAACCACUCUGAGCUCUGAGCUCCCAGCUCCAUCGAGCGGCUUAGUUAGAUCACGUGAUUUUACACGUGACUGGAUCUGCUGCAUUGUUGAUAUACGGUAGUUUGUUUGAUAGGCUGGCUGUUGGAUCAGUAGGCAAUGCUGCUCUAGUGGUUUCAUAACGAAUCAGUACCACUACCUACUUACCUAGAGAGAUAGGCAUACUCAAAAUGUCGUUUUGUUCUUUUCUGGGUGGUGAGGAAUUUAAAGACCACUUCAAACCAGGUAUUUAUGUGUGUGCCAGUUGUGGGCAUAAGCUGUUUUCCAGCAGAUCCAAGUUUGAGCAUUCAUCUCCUUGGCCGGCCUUCACCGAGACCAUACGUGAGGACAGUGUUACCAAACGUCCUGUGUGGAAAGUGUGGGAAUGGACUGGGGCACGAAUUCCUCAACGACGGGCCAACGGAGGGAACGUCUCGCUUCUGAAUAUUCAGCAGCUCGCUGAAGUUUGUCCCUAA